Molecule: messenger RNA, 2526 nt
Organism: Seminavis robusta
Lineage: Eukaryota; Bacillariophyta; Bacillariophyceae; Naviculales; Naviculaceae
Source: the annotation of a GenBank genome assembly
AUGUUGCUACCAUCGUUGGUUGCUCUGUUACUGCUGCUGCUUGCGUUGGAUGAGGUGACGGCAGAUCGGGUGUUUGCGGGGUCUGAGAAUUACCGAAUAGCGUUGGCGGUCAAGUCGACUGCGUCUCCGUUCUUUGCCGUUUCUCACAAUGGUUGUGUAGACGCGGCGCGACGAUUGGGCGUUACCUGCAUGUAUGUUGGACCAUCGGAAGGGGUGGAUGCCGUCGAACAAGCACGAAUCAUCACCGAGCUAGUGGACAACAAGGAAGUGGAUGGGUUGGCCAUUUCCGUCAUUGAUGCUCCCACCAUCACGCCCGUGAUUGCCCAUGCCGUGGCCAAUGGAAUCCCCGUGGUUACCUUUGACUCGGAUGCUCCCGAUAGUCUGCGCAGGUCGUAUAUAGGGACCAACAAUACAUUCCUCGGUCAACAGCUCGCCAAAGUACUCAAGCAACUGGUGCCAGACGUGACUGAGGCCACCUACGCGGUAGUGAGCGCUCCGAAUCCCAACAUUCAGGAACGCGAGGCUGGAUUCAAGGGAGCCCUCGAUCCGGACCAGUGGACCGAGAUUUCCAUUUCACCGUCGGAUAUGGAAGGAAAUGAUACUCUGGCCAUAGUGCAGAUUCAAGAGUUUGGGAGACUCAAGCCAACUGCAAUAGUGCCCAUGAUGGGUGCUCCUAUGCGAGCGGAAGGUUGGAGACCGUUUGUCAAUGCUCAUCCUAGCAUCACCAUGGUGGUGGCCGAUGGCAUGCCCAACCAACUAGAACUAUUGUCAGAAAACUACGCCGAUGGCUUGGUCGCUCAAAAGCCAUACGAAAUGGGAUCCAUGGCUGUGGAAGUCCUCUACGAUCUUCUGCAAGGAAAGAAGCUUGUUCCCGAUUUUAUUGGCACCAAUCUACUGGAACAUACCAAUAUUCCUCUUGUCCUUCCGGAGUUGGUGGUGGACCAGAAUCUGAUUGGGGAUUUGCGAUUCGUGGGUUUUAUCUUGUUUGGCUUGGUCUUCUUCAUUGCCGCCUCCUUUUGUGCGUGGAUGUGGAUGCAUCGCAGUGUCCGAGUGGUCAUGGUGUCACAGCCCAAAUUCGUCUAUAUUAUUGCACUGGGCGUGGUCCUCAUGGCCGCGGCCAUGGUGCCACUGGGAUUCGAUGAUUCGACUGCCGAUGACGGCGGCACUGCCAUUUGCAUGAGCACACCCUGGUUGGGAAUCUUGGGCUUUGCCUUGACGUUUACUGGCCUCUUUGCCAAGACGGCCCGCGUCAAAAUGAUCUUCCAGGCACAGGCGGUGGGGUCUAGACCCUCCGAAGCACAAGUCCUGCGACCCUUCUUGGUCCUCUUGCUGGCCAAUGUCGUUGUCUUGACAGUCUGGAGUAUUGUGGAUCCACUGACGUAUGUUCGAAUCGAUCACGAGGGAACGGAUGGCUGGAAUCGAAUUGUAUCAACCUACGCGACCUGUCAAUCCGAAAAUGUGGUACCCUACAUGGUCCCAUUGGCCAUUUUGAAUCUGGGAGUUUUGAUCAUAGGCAACUGGCACGCCUACCAAACGAGAAUGAUCAAGAGUGAAUUCAGUGAAUCCAAGUUCAUCGGUUUGAGUAUGGCGAGCAUGCUACAAGCCAUGUUGACCGGGAUACCGCUGCUCUUUCUCGUACGGGACAAUCCACAGGCGUACUACCUCAUCUUGGUUUUUAUGAUCUUUGUCAUCUCGAUGGUCAUCCUGGUGCUCAUGUUCGUACCGAAAAUUGUGUAUGCAAUUGGUACCAAAGACAUGGAUCUGAGCGAACAGAACCAGCUGAUUCAAAAGCAAAUCCAGGAUUCCAUUGAGGCAGUACAAUUCAGUUCGUCAAGAGGAUUCAGCAGCCGAAACCUGACCUCGGAACUAAACAACACCAUCAUUCACGAACAAGAGGAUGAGGAGGAUCACGACGAGGGGGACGAGCAAUCCAACCAGUCACUAGACGAGCCAGAACCAACAGUGGAAGAUCCCAUCAUUGAUGCUGACUGCUCCUUUGCGCGCAGGUCACAGGUGGCAGGUUACAAUGGUGAAACUGAUAAGGCGAGACUGUCUCCAAUGGAGGGGAAUCGGGCCAAGGUGUCGCAACCAACACUGUUGAAGGAUACAGCAUUCCCUGGGCUUGAGUCGGAACAGACACUGGCGACUGAAGACCAAAGCGAUUCGGCAGAGUCUUCUCCAGGCGCCGUGACGAUGGUGCCGACAACAGGUCAAAACUCGUUCCUGAAGAAGCGAAUAGGAGUUGCUACCGGUAAUACUGCUGGAUAUGAUUCAACUCCUGGGGCUUUUUCAGUUCAGCCCAGCGGCUCAAUAGACACACGAUCCACAGAGGAACAUGCAGUCGUAGACGAAGCGACAAAUACGUCUCAAAGGACCAUGUUUGGACCAGACAAUCACGAAAAGGACUUGGUUCUGAAGGAACGAUACCGUGCCGCGAUGCUGGCUACUGCACCAGAUGUGAUAACACCCGAAGGACUGGAUCAUGCCUUGGAUUCCUCAUCUUCAAAUCACAGUUCUGAGAGCUAA